Colossoma macropomum (tambaqui) is the source of this 3013-nucleotide messenger RNA. Its product is annotated as zinc transporter ZIP9. The coding region runs from base 259 to 1182 and encodes 307 amino acids. The transcript has 7 exons. The record is from RefSeq and is a predicted model, not a curated record. Gene Ontology annotation, molecular function: metal ion transmembrane transporter activity. Lineage: Eukaryota; Metazoa; Chordata; Actinopteri; Characiformes; Serrasalmidae. Gene Ontology annotation, cellular component: membrane. Gene Ontology annotation, biological process: transmembrane transport; zinc ion transport.
UAGCGGUCGCUGUUGCGGCUCUUCGGGCGGGCGGUGGAGGGAUGUCGCCCAGCACUUAAAACACGGCGACGUGGAAAGUUUGAUCUGAGCGCUUCAAGUUCUCAGCCGCAGCUUUUAGUCCAGAUUUUCAACCCAUUCGACUAAUCUUUAAACUUGGAGAUGGUUCUGUAGCUCGACUGAGCCCGUAUAUUCAGCCUACAGAGUGUGACACCCAGAACCUGCAGAACCGAGCUACAGUAACCACGUACAGUGAAAGUAAUGGACGGAGCGGUGGCGGUUAUUUUAAUUUCUCUCUCGAUGUUCGUGGGAUGUUUUCUGCUCGGACUCAUUCCGGUGCUCUUCAACUUCUCCCAGCAGAAGCUGCAGUUUGUGAGCGUGCUGGGGGCGGGGCUUCUGUGUGGCACCGCCCUCGCCAUCAUCAUCCCAGAGGGAGUGGAGUUGGUGGAGGAGUCAUGGAGAGAUUCGCUCUGCUCUGCUGUCACAGCCAGGCUGAACAGCACAGACUCCAACUCGACCCUGGAGCCGUCUGCGGCGAAAGGCCUGCGUCCACACGUCUUCAUAGGAGCGUCCCUCGUGCUGGGCUUCACUCUGAUGUUUGUGGUCGACCAGAUUGCCAGCUACUGUUCUGCACAAGUCUCGCGACCGAGCCUAUACAACGGCAGCGGCAUCACAGCCACGCUGGGUCUCAUCAUCCAUGCUGCAGCUGACGGCGUCGCUCUUGGUGCAGCUGUGGCUUCUUCUCAAGUGUCAGUUCAGGUUAUUGUGUUCUUCGCUGUGAUUUUGCACAAGGCUCCGGCUGCGUUCGGUCUCGUCUCCUUCCUCUUGCACGCCGGCUUGGAGAAGAGCACAAUUCAGAAGCAUUUACUGGCUUUCUCGGCUGCAGCUCCACUGCUGGCUGUUAGCACCUACUUCAUCCUGAUCAUGACCGGUGGGUCACCACAGCACCGCCUCAGCGCUACAGGGAUUGGCAUGCUGGUCUCCGCUGGAACGUUCCUCUAUGUGGCUACUGUGCAUGUACUACCUGAGGUUAACAGCAGGGGGCAGCAGAGGACCACCCAUUUCCACCACCAUGCAGGCUCAGGGCCCUACCAGCAGGGGGCGUUGGGUGUUCUGGAAAGCAUCACCCUGAUCACCGGAGCUGCUCUGCCUGUCCUUCUGGCUCUCGGGCUGCCUGACGACUGACCGACCCUCACAGACUGUUACGCUGCCAAAGAUGAUUUCUGGAACAGAACUGUAAACACAUUUUAAGCUUUAUGGCUAUUUAUGAUUCAUCAUUCGUUUUUGUUUACGAUUAACGAGACUUCCCAGUCCUCAAACGGCACCACAGUCAGCAAUGAUUCUGUAUUUUCAUUUAUCAAACUUUGUUUUUAAACAAUUCAUCCCCUUGGAAUUAUAAGGUUCUGUCUAAGGUUCUGAGCAGUUUUGAGAUACUGAGCUUCAAAGAUUCUGUAUUCCGGAUAGCAGAACUGAUCUGUGAAGACGUCCCUUCAUAUCAAAAUCCUGUCAAAUCUGUAAAUGAGUUUUGGAACAGCUGAAAUGCAGGUAGAACUUUCUAACCCUAGAACUCACUUUCUAAGGUUCCAUCUGACAGAACAUGAAAAGAAGCAACGAUUUUCAAGGAACGUAAUUUUAAUUAUCAUAAGUGUUGUAACAGAGCGUCUAUCAGAAAGUUCAAUUUAAUGCUUUCUAUGACAUUUUUAUGGCAUUUCUUUUUAUUAUUUAUUUAUUUUUUAUCACAUUUGUUUCUUGUUUUAGUCUUUUAAUCUUUUUCUUAUUCAAAAAAGCGCUGCAGAUUAUCGCAGCGGUCAGAACAAAACCUCGUAUCUCAAUUUUUGUCAUUUUUCAUUUUCUGACCUGAUUAAAAAAUACCUGUCGUCCUUUAUAUUGUGUGUAAAUUUUAUGAUAGGUGGACCAAAGGAAACAACGCAAAACGAUGUAGAAAAAUGUCUGGUUCCAUUGACUUACAUUCAAAGUGAAUUAUGUUUUUUCUUUCUGAAAAAUGACGUAGAAAAAUGUCUUAUUUUGGGAGAAAGAAGAAAAAGAAAAGAUGGAUGAAUGAAAAUGUUUAUGUUGUAAUUAAAACCCCAUCAAUUCAAAUGUUUACUAUUUAAUGACCUUUAAGCCUUAAUAUUUAUAAAAUUUAAGACAGUAAGAGUUUUUAAUGAGCUGUAAGACGACAGGCAGAGUUUCAGCAACGUUUUCGUGUUUCAUAAAGUUUUACAAACUUUUCCCGCAGUCACUGAGCAAAGCGGCAACAUGACAAAGAAGCAGAACCUGAUUGGUCCUCUUGUGUAUAUUCAAAGAGCUGAUUGGCUCGCAGAGUCCAAAAAUGCAUAAAACUUAAAAAAAGACCUCACAUAAUGUGAAGAAGUCACACAAUAAGAAAAUGUGAAAAACUCAAUUUUGACAAAAAUGUCAGAACCUUCUAAUUCCAAGGGGGUGAUAUAUUAUUACAUAUGUGUGAGCCAUAAUGUUCAAGUUUAAAUGCAGAUAUUAAAGCCAUAUGCAGUAUGCAAUAUUCCCUGCAGGACAGUAAUAGCACAUAGCUGUUUAUCAUUUCAGCACGGUGGCGCAGUGGGUAGCGCUGUCGCCUCACAGCAAGAAUGGCCUGGGUUCGAUUCCCGGCCGGGUGACCAGGGUCGUUUCUGUGUGGAGUUUGCCUGUUCUCCCCGUGUCUGUGUGGGUUUCCUCCGGGUACUCCGGUUUCCUCCCACAGUCCAAAGACAUGCAGUCAGGCUAAUUGGACAUGCUAAAUUGCCCCUAGGUGUGACUGUGUAUGUCUGUCCGUCUGCCCUGCGAUGGACUGGCGACCUGUCCAGGGUGUAUCCUGCCUUCCGCCCAAUGACAGCUGGGAUAGGCUCCAGCACCCCACCGCGACCCAGAAGGAUAAGCGGUUUAGAUGAUGUAUAUAUGUAUGUAUGUAUGUUUAUCAUUUCAGACCUCACAGAUCAAAUUCACUCACAUAUUUCAAACAAGUGAAUAAAAAGUCAUUCUGUGUGGCUCAGUCUACAAU